Messenger RNA from Lacerta agilis (Sand lizard), 2398 nucleotides. It is a transcript of the gene ACSM5, whose product is annotated as acyl-CoA synthetase medium chain family member 5. The record is from RefSeq and is a predicted model, not a curated record. NCBI's taxonomy places the organism in Eukaryota, Metazoa, Chordata, Lepidosauria, Squamata, Lacertidae. The coding region runs from base 74 to 1801 and encodes 575 amino acids. The transcript has 13 exons. Gene Ontology annotation, molecular function: fatty-acyl-CoA synthase activity; fatty acid ligase activity. Gene Ontology annotation, biological process: acyl-CoA metabolic process; fatty acid biosynthetic process. Gene Ontology annotation, cellular component: mitochondrial matrix.
UGCUUUUACAACACGUCAUUGCAGAAAAAUCCAACUAAGUUGAUGUUUUCAAGCUGACUUUUGCUCUGGUGCCAUGAAGACCUUGUUUAAAUGCUUCUGGAAUCUGCGGCCACCUCACACAUUGCUCCAUCAAGCCAAAAGACACCUUGCCUCUCCAAUUACCUCACACUACGAAGCUAUAAACCGGUGUGAACAGGAAGUGCCCAAGUACUUCAAUUUUGCUGGUGAUGUUCUGGACAGAUGGACCCAAGUAGAAAAGGAGGGAAAAAGACCUUCGAAUCCAGCCUUCUGGUGGGUGAAUGACCAGGGGGGAGAGGUGAAGUGGAGCUUUGAGGAACUGGGAGUCUUAUCCCGGAAAGCUGCCAACAUGCUCCUUGGUCCAUGCGGCUUGCAAAGAGGUGACCGGAUCAUGACAGUUCUACCCCGGAUUCCAGAAUGGUGGCUACUAAGCGUGGCUUGUAUGCGGACAGGCAUUGUUUUUAUUCCAGGGACACCCCAGUUAACCGCCAAAGACAUCUCCUACAGGCUCCAGGCUUCCAAAGCCAAAUGCAUCGUGGUCAGCGAUGCCUUGGCCCCCGCAGUGGACUCGGUCCUGUCCGAAUGCAAGUUUCUGAAAACCAAGCUUCUUGUGUCCGACAGCAGCAGAGAUGGCUGGCUGAACUUCAAGGAUCUCAUCCAAGCAGCACCUGCCAACCAUGACUGUGUUAAGACAACAAGCGACGAGCCCAUGGUCAUCUACUUUACUAGUGGGAGCACAGGGUCUCCCAAAAUGGUGGAACAUUCCCACUGCAGUUACGGGAUUGGAUUUACAGCAAGCGGCAGGCACUGGAUGAAUCUGACUCCUUCAGAUAUAUUCUGGAAUACAUCUGACACAGGAUGGGUGAAGUCAGCUUGGAGCAGUGUGUUUGCUCCGUGGAUCAAUGGUUCCUGUGUCUUUGUACAUCACCUGUUGAAAUUCGAACCCACGGUCAUAAUAAAUACUCUCAACCGAUACCCAAUCACGACUUUCUGCACAGCUCCUACUGCAUACCGGAUGUUGGUUCAGCACGAUCUCACCAGCUGCAAAUUCAUGAGCCUGAAGCACUGUGUGACAGGAGGGGAAGCACUCAUCCCAGAAGUGAUGGAGCGUUGGAAGGCUCAUACAGGGCUGGAUAUCCAUGAAGGCUAUGGACAAACAGAAACAGUAACAAUAUGUUCCAAUAUAAAGGGGAUGAAAAUCAAACCGGGCUCACUAGGAAAGGCUUCUCCACCAUAUGAUGUCCAGACUGUAGAUGAAGAAGGCAAUGUUCAGCCUCCAGGACAAGAAGGGUACAUUGCGAUCAGGAUCAAACCCAAGCGACCAUUUUGUCUUUUCUCAGGGUACUUAGAUAACCCUGAGAAAACAGCAGCUAGUGAACGUGGCGAUUUUUAUAUCACUGGAGACAGAGCGAUUAAAGAUGAAGAAGGUUAUUUCUGGUUUGUCGGAAGAUCAGAUGAUUUGAUUAAUUCUGCUGGGUACCGUAUUGGCCCAUUUGAAGUGGAGAGCGCCUUGAUAGAGCACCCAGCUGUGGUGGAAUCGGCUGUGGUCAGCAGCCCAGAUCCCGAGAGAGGAGAGGUGGUGAAAGCCUUUGUCGUCUUGUCACCUGCCUUUUUAUCACAUGACCCAGAAGAAUUAAUCAAGGAGCUCCAGGAUCAUGUGAAAAAGGUGACUGCUCCUUACAAGUAUCCUAGAAAGGUUGAGUUUGUCCAAGAGCUGCCAAAGACAGCUGCAGGGAAAAUGCGAAGGAACGUUUUACGAAAAAGAGAGUGGGGGAAUGUCUAGCUUUGGAAGGACAUUUGCAUAUGCAGAAUCGUCCUGAAAUCAGCUGUUCGCUCUGACGAUGGAGAGUUUCCCCAUCUUGCCUUCAUACCCUAAUCUAUUGCUAAGUUAUGGUAUCUCAAGCAAAGGGAUUCACGUCGUCCAGCAACAAUAACUAUACUUUCUCCUAAGUUUGCUUCUCUUCAUAUGAAUAUCUCGACAUUCCACCAUUCUUCUUGGCUUCACCUUUUCGGCAUGACUUUCUAUGCCAAAAUACCAGCAUGCUUUCUCAGCAGGCCAACUGUUUUGAAAAGGCACAAGCCUUAAAAUGGCCAGGGAGUGCAAUGCCUGCCAGUAUGCCACUUUACAACUCUUCACAGCAUGGAUCCAUAAAAAAAAAUGGGCAAAUUGCCAUGUGAAACUCCCGUGAUUUUCCAUGUUGACGGGCUGCAAAUAGAUUUUUUUUUUCUAGGCCGAAAUAACACGGAAAUGAGCAUGAAACUUCCACUACAUUCCAUUCCUUUAGUUUUCCAGAACUGCCUUUCUACAUCAUGUGAAAGCUCAAAUAUAAUGGGCAAAAUAACAGCUAGGGGAACGUCAGGAGAAUGGAAUUAAUUGCAG